Messenger RNA from Ipomoea nil (Japanese morning glory), 1163 nucleotides. RefSeq names its product myb-related protein 308-like. The transcript has 2 exons. The record is from RefSeq and is a predicted model, not a curated record. Lineage: Eukaryota; Viridiplantae; Streptophyta; Magnoliopsida; Solanales; Convolvulaceae. Bases 37 to 1071 code for a protein of 344 amino acids.
GCAGACUUGUGGUAAUUGAAGGAAAAUUAAAGGAGCAUGGGUCAUCGCUGUUGCAGCAAACAGAGAGUGAAGAGAGGGUUGUGGUCUCCUGAAGAAGAUGAGAAGCUCAUAAAGCACAUUACCACUUUUGGUCAUGGCUGCUGGAGCACCGUUCCCAAACUAGCUGGGCUACAGAGGUGUGGGAAGAGCUGUCGAUUGAGGUGGAUCAAUUACUUGAGACCGGAUCUGAGGAGGGGAUCCUUCACUGAGCAAGAGGAGAGAACUAUAAUUGAUGUUCACAGAAUUAUAGGCAACCGAUGGGCACAAAUAGCCAAACACUUGCCAGGAAGGACUGACAAUGAAGUCAAGAAUUUCUGGAAUUCUUGCAUCAAGAAGAAACUCAUUGCUCAAGGCUUGGAUCCAAAUACUCACAAUCUCAUCUCUCCAACCCAGGCCAAAACCACCAAACAAAACAACUCCCAUUCCCAUACCCAUAAUCAUCGCCGUCACCAAAACUCACCCCCCUCAGCUUUCACUAUAGAGACUUCUUCAUCAUCCCACAGAGAUGUUGUUCCCAUGGAGAUCAAAGCCACUCUUGCAGCAGCUUUCCCACCUUUCCCUACUCCACCAAAUGAGAAGCUAUUAUACCAUAAGAAUACCAUUCCAUUGAGCCACGAGAGGAAUAAUAAUCCAGUAAUGGAUUAUGGGAGCUGCUCUUCAAUGGAGAUCACUUCCUCUUCCUCCAAUCUUUCGGGGUUGGGAAUCUUGAACUCUGACAACUGCAUGUGGGGAGGUGCCACUAAUCUUGAACUCCUGUUUGGAGGGAGUGCGGAAGGUAGACAAGAAGAAGGAGAAGAAGAUCAAGAGGAACAUAUUCAAGAGGAAAUGGGGGCUGGGACUGAGACUCAGACUGGGGGGAAUCAAGUGUUCAAGGUUAAUACUGAUGAUGAGUUCAACAACAAUGGGCAGAGCAUAGAGAUUAACUUGUUCGACAACUCUAACAUUGGGAUAGACUUUGUGGAGUCUUCACUCAUGCCCUGCGCCAUGUAUUGUAAUGCAAAUUCUAUGGACCAACUUCCUUGGGAUUGCUGAUGUUUUAAAACCUUCCUGCUCCAACGUACGAUUAAAUUCAAGGCAUAAUUUGUUUAUGUCGACCGAUCAAAUCGUUUCCCAAGUUGGAAUAA